Messenger RNA from Scleropages formosus (Asian bonytongue), 2415 nucleotides. Its product is annotated as hypoxanthine-guanine phosphoribosyltransferase-like. Gene Ontology annotation, biological process: purine ribonucleoside salvage; guanine salvage; hypoxanthine metabolic process. The coding region runs from base 131 to 811 and encodes 226 amino acids. Gene Ontology annotation, cellular component: cytosol. Gene Ontology annotation, molecular function: hypoxanthine phosphoribosyltransferase activity; magnesium ion binding. Lineage: Eukaryota; Metazoa; Chordata; Actinopteri; Osteoglossiformes; Osteoglossidae. The transcript is spliced from 9 exons. The record is from RefSeq and is a predicted model, not a curated record.
GCUCUGUCGAACCCGACGUCUGACGUCGAAGUAUUACGUCUAUCCAGUCGGUUUCUGUGCAGUUAAAGUGUUAUAAAACCGAUAUUAAGGUGUUAUUCACAGUUAUAUUACAGCACGAAGGAGUGCAGAUAUGGCGUCGAGCAAUCCCUGUAUUGUGAUCAGUGAUGAGGAGCAGGGUUAUGACCUGGACCUUUUCUGCAUUCCCAAACAUUACGCCAGUGACUUGGAGAGGGUCUACAUUCCACAUGGCCUCAUCUUGGACAGAACAGAGCGAUUGGCACGGCAGAUCAUGAAGGAGAUGGGGGGCCAUCAUAUAGUGGCCCUCUGUGUGCUCAAGGGAGGCUACAAGUUCUUUGCUGACCUUCUGGACUACAUCAAGGCCUUGAACCGCAACAGUGACCGCUCCAUCCCCCUCACCGUGGACUUCAUCCGGCUCAAGAGCUACUGCAAUGACCAGUCCACAGGUGAAAUCAAAGUCAUUGGUGGAGAUGACCUCUGUACUUUGACAGGAAAGAAUGUCUUAGUUGUGGAGGACAUUAUCGACACAGGAAAGACCAUGAAGACCUUAUUAGAUCUUCUAAAGCAAUACAAUCCUAAAAUGGUCAAGGUGGCCAGUUUACUUGUGAAGAGGACACCAAAGAGCGUCGGCUACAGACCAGACUUUGUAGGAUUUGAAGUCCCUGACAAAUUUGUUGUGGGGUAUGCGCUGGACUACAACGAAUAUUUCAGAGAUCUAAAUCACAUCUGCGUCAUUAGUGAAACAGGAAAGGAGAAAUACAAGGCAGGAGAAGAGACUGGUGUUCCUCUUUAGCUGUGUUUUUUACAACAAAUUACAGCAAUUGCAAAUAAUUGGGGUUUUUUAUGUCCAGUAAUUUGUUUAAAUAAGUAAUGGUGUUAUGAUGGCCAGAGUGCAGAUAAAAUCUGUGCGUGCACUACACAAUGUGGACCAGCUCAGGCAGUUAGGCAAAACCAGGAAAUGCUCAUAGUCUUGAUGAAAACUUGUAAAAUCUAGCAGCAAGUGGCCAGUUUUAGAGAAGUGAGGGAAAUGACUUUAAAAAGCUGCUUUGAAACAUAAUGAUUAAUGCCUGGAUUAGCCAGCUGAAUGUAGCAAAACAUGGUUACGUGACAAAAGUUUAUCAAUACAAGUUGAUGGAUAUUUUGACAAUUUCAGUGCUCCUGGACUUUUUUUGAAAAAUCACAUUGUGCUAUAUGAAGUGCACAUGUACAAAAUAUCUUUUACUAUGAAGAAAAGCUUUAAAGACUUUAAAACGCAUGAUCUCUUAAAUGCCCAGAUUAAAGUUAUUGCUACAGGUAGAUACAGGUUAUCUGUAAUGUGCAAUAAGUUUGAAGCAAAUUGAGGGUUAAAUUCUUCAGUGAACUGAAUAUUUGGUCUGUAUUUAAAAUUCAGCUUCUGAAGUAAUUAAACCACCUUGAAUUGUCCACUGUCAACCUGUUGGCUAAAACAAAAAAAUGUAUUUGUGCUAAGUUUGACAUCUGUGUCUAAAAACAAGAUUUACUUACAUUUUUUUCUUUGAAACAAUAUUGCAACCAGGACAAUGCAACCAGUGUAUAACUACUUAAACUCGAGUGUGGACUGUUGACGAGAAAAUGUCACAGUUCCUUAUUUUCUAUACUUCUCUAUAUACAACUGCUCACUCUGUGGGCAUUUUUCUUUAAAUAGCUUUCUGCAUUUCAGAUGAAAUACAUUUCAAAAAACAAUUGUGCAGAAAUGAAACCAUAUUUUUUCUUAACAUGUGCAUUUAUGUACCUUUCUUGCAUCAUAGGAAUAUUUUUAUUCCUUAUUUUUCACAGUUAGUCUUAUCUACUCUUCUGUGCAGGGUUUGAUGUAUUAGUAGACAACCUUUCGUAGAAUACAAUGAUGUGAAUAAACUCUAUUUGAAAUACGUAUCAGUUGAGUUUGGUUCCAAUUGUGGAUUAAUUGUUCUAAUAAUGGUUUACUUGUGUUACCUUUGUUUUGAAGUAUCGAGUAGGUCCACUUCUAUUUACUGUAGAAUACUGUGCUUGGCUUACUGUAUGUCCACAAAAGGGGGAGGGGUGACUAGUUUCCUGUUUUCUUUACUACUUCACACUGAGAGAUGUGCAUCAUGUCAGUGUUAACCCCUUACUGUCUUUCCACCAGUUAUUGCUGUUCAUAAUGCAUCAAUAAACAAGAUCAAGAAAGCACUUUUUGAUUAUAACUCUUCUCAAAAGUACUGCCCUUGAAGUUGAUAUGUGGGGGAAAAUGCAUUUAGAAAUGGAAUUCAAUUGUAUUACCAAUUCAAAAAUACAAACCGGUUUAUCAUAGUGGCCAGAAACAUAAAUAUUAAACUCUCCAAAGUUUGGAGAAGUAACUCAUUGUGUUGUAAUGAAGAGGAGACACACGCUGCCCAAACGACUUGGGCAAACAGAUGCAGC